Cyclocybe aegerita is the source of this 1710-nucleotide messenger RNA. The record is from the annotation of a GenBank genome assembly. Lineage: Eukaryota; Fungi; Basidiomycota; Agaricomycetes; Agaricales; Hemipholiotaceae.
AUGGCCUCAUUCCUACUACACCGCCGUCCGUUGACGAACAGGACUUUGCAGAACCCCUCUCGUCCCCCGCCAAGCAAGCCAGCUCGUAUAGCAUCUGGUUCGAAACGACCUCGAUCACCAGACCAUGGGGAGUCCCCAGCUCCUCCCAGCGUGAAACGCGUGCGCGCCACCCCACCCCCCCAACCUCCGGCCAACCGUGAUGCACAACGAGAGAAACGCCACACCGAGCGAGAGCAGAAGGAGGCGGAGUUCAGGCACAAAUAUCGAACUGCUUUCCCAACCUUCGCAUUUUAUCUCGAUGCAGACAAUAUCGACUGUAGUGUGCACAGUCUCAAAUCCCGGAUUCUUCAUCUUGGAGGGAAAAUUCACCAAUUCUUUUCUUCCGAAGUCACACAUCUCAUCACCGACGUAACAGUACCGCAUAGCUCGAAUCCCGACAAGGAGAAUAGUCAGAAUGUCAGGCCUACAGCCAGUAGAAUCGUUCCCGGAUUGAAGAGUCCUAUCAAACUUGUCAACCGCGCCAGCGAGGACCCAACUUCAUAUGGGCUCGUUCAGAAUGCACAACAAUGGAAGAAGAAAAUCUGGAGUAGCGCCAAACUAGACAGUGUGCUAUCACGCUGUCUCCCAGAACCCGUACUCUCAAAGACUGCGGUUAACUCUCGCCAAUCUGGCAACGCGUUGCAGGCCCCUCAACGAGCUCUCUCACGCCUCCUGCAAACCGAGAAGAUCCAUGGAACUACAGAACGCGAUCCCAACGAGAAACGGCAUGAUUACCACUACUUCACGCGUGGUUCAUGUUUCGUUCUUUUAGAGGAUAUGCGUCGCGAGCUAGCCACUAUCGCAUCUCAUGAAUAUCCCAUCAUCAAAGACAUAGAGAAGUCAGGCAAGAAGCCAUGGCCGGUUCUUUACGGGCACCCUCACUGCAGGAAUCCUUUCAUCCCUUUCGAUGACAAGGAAAAAAGAAGAUGGGAACGGCAGCAGCAAGCAGAAAAGGACGAAGAGGCUGAACGCGCAGCCCGCAAGAAGCGGCAGAUGCAAUUAGCAGCACUCAAGAGGAAGGCACAGCAAAAAGAAAACAAGAAAGACGACCUCCGGAGAACAGUCUCCUUGAGCAACUUUCGGCGGCAAUUGUUUCCAGAAGCAGAGCCAAAUAAUUGCGUCGAUCUCGACGAUGACUACGAUGAGGAAUCUGUCAAUGCGUCGGGAUAUCUCGCUUCCGGGGCAUACGUAGCUGCUUCUGGAAACAGCGUCGGCAUCACAUCGACGACGGGUACAACGUCGACUUCUGGGCAUGGUCUGCGCAAUGGCCAACUUCCAGCUCCGUUGCACGACCGCAUGAAGCUGCAUGUUGUAACUAACCUCAAGUUUCCAGCCAAGGCAGAUAACAAUGCCAUGGGCCCGCCUUCCAAAGUGCCGAACAAGCAGCCAAUAUUGAGGAAGAGCAAGAGCAUGAAUACAGUGAAGCUACCCAAACGGGAAGAAGGCGACAAACCUGGUUAUUGCGAGAGUUGCCGUAUGAAGUUCUCUGAUUUCAAAACGCACUUGGUCUCGAAGAAGCAUCAGCAAUUUGCUACAACCUCCACCAAUUUCGAAGCACUAGACUUCGUACUCGACCGGCUUCGAAGGCGAACUCACCAAGAGAUGGUUCAAGAGGAGGCCAAAUUUGCAUCUCAGAUGCAUUCCCGUUACAUGGAACAUCUUUCCAAGUAA